Messenger RNA from Aspergillus aculeatinus CBS 121060, 1473 nucleotides. Its product is annotated as CobW family GTP-binding protein. Gene Ontology annotation, cellular component: cytoplasm. NCBI's taxonomy places the organism in Eukaryota, Fungi, Ascomycota, Eurotiomycetes, Eurotiales, Aspergillaceae. The transcript has 6 exons. The record is from RefSeq and is a predicted model, not a curated record. Bases 96 to 1322 code for a protein of 408 amino acids.
GCUACUACUACUACAUGUAUACAUACUAUAUCUAAGUCCAACUCUUAUACCUCCGCAAAGACCAACACCUACAACAACCCCUACAACCCCGCAACAUGGACGACGAAGACGCCCCUCCCCAGUUGGUGGAUGUAUCCCAGCUGCCAGAGUCCGCGCCAUCGACGUCAGAGGACACCCCGGAGGCUCAAGCCCGCGUGCCCAUCACGCUUGUGACUGGCUACCUCGGAGCCGGCAAAACCACCCUCCUGAACUACAUCCUUACCGAGAAGCAUGGCAAGAAGAUCGCCGUGAUCAUGAAUGAAUUCGGAGACUCAACCGACAUCGAAAAGCCCCUCACAGUCAACCAAGACGGUCAAGAGGUGACCGAAUGGAUGGAAGUGGGGAAUGGCUGCAUCUGCUGCUCAGUAAAAGACUCGGGCGUAAUGGCCAUCGAAUCCCUCAUGGCCCGCCGGGGCACCUUCGACUACAUCCUGCUGGAGACCACCGGUCUCGCCGACCCCGGCAACAUCGCCCCGAUCUUCUGGGUCGACGACAACCUAGGCAGCAGCAUCUACCUCGACGGGAUCGUCACCCUCGUCGACGCGAAGAACAUCCUGCAUCUACUCGACGAGCCGACCCCGGAGGAGACGGUGUCCAGCCACACCACCACCACCACCACCACCACCAGUCAAAAACACGACCACCACCACCACCCCGCCAACACCCCCAUCCUCUCAAUGGCGCACAUGCAAAUCUCCCACGCGGACGUGAUCAUCCUCAACAAAGCCGACCUGGUCACGAGUCAGGAACUCGCGCGCGUCCGCGACCGCAUCGUCGCCAUCAACAGCGCCGCCCGCAUCCACGUCACGGACCACAGCCAGACGCCGCGGAUCGAGGGCGUGGUGCUGGAUCUGCACGCCUACGACCACCUCGACGACGCGGCGGUCGAUUUCGCGCAGAAGGGACACAGUCAUAUCGAUCCGGCGAUUUCCACCAUCGCGCUUACAACCCCCCGAAUCACCCCGGCGCAAGUACCCCUCGUCGAUGAGUGGCUGCGCUCGGUUCUGUGGGACUCGAAGCUCCCGGGGAUCGCUGGGCGAGAAGCGCCAGCCACCACCAAGAUGGACUUUGAUAUUCAUCGGUUGAAGGGCAUCCUUGCGAUCGAGGAUGGAACGACCCGGAUCAUCCAGGCCGUGCGGGACGUGUUUGAGAUCCGGGAUGCCGAGCCUGCGGAGGACUCCAAGACGCGGUGCAAGAUUGUGCUGAUCGGGCGGGGACUCGGGGCGGAUGCGCUUCCAUGGCAGCGCAAUUUCGAGGAAUAUCUCAAGCGGGACCGGAAAUGAGGGCAAUGAUUGAGAUGAUUAGGUCAUGAUGUGAUGUCUGUGAGACCAGCUUCGGAUAACCAGAAUUCAUGUCGAAUGUGAGCACUGGCUAGACGCAUAGGGGAAAGCUCAGGACUCAAGUCCAGAAGAACAGAUGAGGGAAUGAUACCAC